CCGAGAGUCCCGGGAGGAGGCUGCGGCCGCGGUGGUGGAGUCCGCUGGGGUCCGCUGCUGCCAGUAUUUUGUAUUAUGACUUUUCAAGAGAAGACAGAAGAGCAUCCUUUUGUGGAUAUAUUUAAUGAAGAUGAAGCUGAAAAAAACUUUCUGUUGUCUAAACCUGUUUGCUUUGUUGUAUUUGGGAAACCGGGGGUUGGGAAGACAACAUUAGCCCAUCAGAUAGCACAGGCAUGGAAAUGUGUUCGCGUGGAAGCCUUACCAGUUUUAGAAGAACAGAUUGCCAGUGAAACCCAAUCAGGAGUUAUGCUGCAGUCCAUGCUGGUCAGCGGGCAGAGCAUUCCAGAUGAACUUGUCACAAAGCUUAUGUUGGAGAGGCUCAACUCCCCAGAAGUCGCUCACUUUGGUUAUAUUAUCACAGAAAUACCCUCACUUUCACAGGGUGCCAUGACUACUUUGGAGCAAAUAGAAUUACUUAAAAAUUUAAAGUUGAAACCUGAUGUUAUAAUCAAUAUUAAGUGCCCCGACUAUGAUUUAUGCCAAAGAGUUUCUGGGCAAAGGCAACACAGUAGUACAGGGUACCUAUACUCAAGAGAACAGUGGGAUCCUGAAGUCAUUGAGAGUCGUAGGAAAAAGAGAAAAGAAGCCCAGAAAGAAGGAAAAGGAGAAGAGGAGGGGGAAGAGGAAGAAGAGCAAGAAGAAGAAGAGGCAUUUAUUGCCGAAAUGCAGGUGGUGGCUGAAAUUCUUCAACAUCUAGUUCAGAGGCCUGAGGAUUACUUGGAAAAUAUUGGGCACACAGUUAAACUUUAUAGGGAAAUAAUUCUUCGUUCUUUGGAAGAAGUAAUGGCUGAACACGAUUCCCAGUAUCUCAUUGAGCUGGAUGGAAAUAAGCCCCCAGAGGAGCUCUUCAUGGCAGUUAUGGAUCGACUUAAAUAUCUGAACCUAAGAAGAGCAGCUGUUUUAACUAAACUUCAGAGUUCAGAGGAAGAAAAUGAUGUAAUGGAAAAUGAUGAACUGCUCCGUACUCUUGCAUCUUAUAAACUUGUUGCACCAAGAUAUAGAUGGCAGAGGAGCAGGUGGGGACAGAUAUGUCCCGUGAUGUUAAAAGAAGGUAACAUUGCUCUAGGAUUGGCAGAUUGUUCUGUGAGUUUUCUAGGUAAAAUAUACUGUCUUUCAUCAGAAGAAGCAUUAAAAACAUUUUUGUUGAACCCGCGUCCCUAUCUCCUUCCACCUAUGCCAGCACCACCAUUUAAAGUCUCCAUCUUUGGUCCGCCAUCUUCAGGGAAAACAACACUUAGCAAUUUGCUGGCAGAAAGUUACAAAGGAAAGGUAGUUGACUACGCCAAGAUUGUUCAACCACGUUUUGAUAAAGCCCUUGAAACGUUAGUGAGAAAUACUAUAGCUGAGAUCACUGAAGCAGCUAUCAAAACUGUGAAAGAACGGCUUCUCACAGAACUACAAGCUAAAAGACAAGCCCAGUCAGCUUUGAGAGAAAUUGAAAAAGAAUUUGAAAGACAGGAAUAUGACAAGUUCCCAACUGAUGAGUAUAAAAGCUUAGAAGACUUCCGCUCUUCACUUGGUGAAGAUGCGUUCGCUCAUGAAUCCCAAGUAGAAGGCUUUUCAGAGGACAAUGAAGAAACCAAAACGACAUCAGAAAAUGUCCUUGAUGAUCAAGCUGCCAGAAUUGAUAAAGAUGAUGAUAACGACGUUUUAUUUACUGAUGAAAAAGAAGUCCGUGAAGUGUCUAUAUUUAAAAGAAGUCCUCAAGACUCUAGUCAAGAUCUAAAGUUGGAUCCAAAACCAGACUCAGUAGAAGACUUACAGGAAGAGGUGACUGCAGAGCAUCCAGAAGUUCUCGCCAUGAUAGAGGAGACUGUGAAAACGGCAAAGGAUAUGAACUUCGAGCAGCCGUAUGAAAAACAUGCUGAAAUCUUAGAGGAGGUCCUCAAAGAAGUAGUUCAAGAAAACAAGGAUAGAUUUGCUGGUGCCCCAAAAUAUGGAGGAUGGAUAUUGGACAACUGCCCUAUUGUAAAAGAACUAUGGCUAAUCUUAAUGGAGAAGGGAAUUAUACCUGAUUUAAUAAUCUGUUUAUUGGAUACAGAAAACAAUGGAAAAUAUUUAUUUCACAAACUGUAUUUGGAGAAUAAAUCUGAAAUUGACUCUAAGAUUUUAGAAAGAUUAUUAGACGAACUACAAAAGAAAAAAACAGAGGAAGAGGCAGCAAGAAAAGCCACAGAAGAGGCACUGAGAAUAGAAGAAGAAAAUCAGAGGCUAAUAGAAGUUAUGAAAGACAAGGCAAAAGAAGUGGAAGAGCCUGAAACUGAGGCUGAAGAGGAGCUUGAAGGUGACGAGUCUGAAGCCCAGGAAAGCGAGACCAGAGGGUUGUUACCUGAAGAGCCGGAAGCGUCUGAGGUCCCUGAAAUAGAACCUGAAUCAGUAUCUGAGAUUACUGAGGAUACUACAGUUGAAAGAGAAAUUCCAAAAGGAUCCAAAGAGGACAUGGAAACUAAAGAAUUACCUGAAACAGUUGUACUACCUGAGUUUCCAGAAGAUGCUUAUCCUGAUGUCCCUGAAAUGGAGCCACUUAAAGAGCAGGUUAAAUCUUUCCGCUCUGCCUGGCAACUGCUGGAAGCAACAAUCAAUGACUCUUUCAUUCAGAUUUUAAAAUUGGAGAUUGCUGACAAAACUCCAGAGGAACUACUUCAAAAAGUGAUGGAGACUAUGGAAAAACCUUUUCAGUACCCUGCAUGGGAGUUAACUUUGGAAGAUUAUGAUGAAGAAACAGAAGACUACCAGGCGGAAGCCGAGGCUGAUGAGGAGCUAGAGGAGGAAGACGAGGAAGAGGAAGAGAAUGAAGACAGAAUUAAAGAGAAGAGGAGGCAUUUGGGAGACACAAAACACUUUUGCCCAGUGGUUCUCAAAGAAAACUUCAUCCUACGGCCAUGCAACACAGAAGAAUCAGCUAAAUAUCGAGAAAAUAUCUACUACUUUUCAAGUCCUGAAGCUAAAGAAAAGUUUUUGGAGCAUCCUGAGGAGUACGUGGCUGGUAAAGAACCAUUAAAGGCUCCACCAUUAAGAAUAUGCCUUUUGGGUCCGCACGGCUCUGGCAAAACUGUCUGUGGAAGACAGCUGGCAGAAAAACUGGGCAUUUUCCACAUUCAGUUUGAAGAGUUUCUUCAAGAAAAACUAAUGCUCAAAACUGAGAAGAAAAUUGGACCUGAAUUUGAGGAAGAUUCUGAGGAAGAACAACUUGCAAGACAAGAACUUGAAGAGCUGGCAAGUCAGGCCAACAUUACGAUUGAGGAAGAAAACACCAAGAAGCCGCCUCCAGAAGUACAACUUACAGAAGAAGAAGAAACAAUCCGAGCAAGUCUAAUGGAAAAUGAGCCAUUGCCUCCCGAAAUUCUUGAAGUAAUUCUUUCUGAGUGGUGGCUUCAAGAACCAAUACGUUCCACAGGUUUUAUAUUAGAUGGUUUCCCUCGGUAUCCUGAUGAGGCCCAGUUUCUGGGGGAACAUGGAUUUUUCCCAGAUGCUGCUGUUAUUAUACAAGUUGAUGAUCAAGAUAUUUCUGAACGCCUCCUUCCUUCCCAAAUGGAAAAGUGGAAACAGAAACAAAAGAAGAAAUUAGACAGGAAAAAACUCAUCAAAGAAAUAAAGGCAAAAAUCAAGGAUGAUAUGAUUUCUAAAAGAAGGGCUGAACUUAUAGCAGAGAGAGAGAAAAACAAGAAAGGGGAGAUUGGUAGAGAAGACGUUGAAUUUAGCGAGGAAGAGCCUGAAGAAGAGGAAGAUGAUAUUGACAACAUCCUCGAAGAGGAGUUUCCGAAAGAUGAAGCGAUGAGUGAGGAAGAUGAAGAACAGGAAAUCGAUGCACUUGAACGCCUGAAAGGCGAACUGGGAGAAAAAUUUGAAACAGAUCUGAGUAAUUUACAAAGCAUACAGGAAGAACUUGAGAAGUUUCUAAUACCGGUAAUUCUCAUUAAUGGAGCCCGGAAAAUUCACAUUGUACAAUAUAUGCUGAAUAUGAAACUGAAACCACUGGUGGAGAAUCGUGCGAGCAUCUUUGAGAAAUGUUAUCCAAUUGCACCACGCCUUGCCCAGAAAAUGCUGGGCCUUACCUACAAGCACAUAAGCUCUUUCGGCUACUGGGACCCCGUAAAGCUAAGUGAAGGAGAGACAUUCAAGCCACUUGAAAAUUCUGAGACUCCAGUUUAUCCUGUAAUCCAUCGUCAGUAUAUUUAUUUUUUAUCUAGUAAGGAAACUAAAGAAAAAUUUAUGAAGAACCCUAUCAAAUAUAUCCGCCAACCCAAACCUAAGCCUACCGUGCCGAUUAGGAUUGCCAUUGUGGGGCCACCAAAAUCUGGGAAAACUACAGUUGCCCAAAAAAUUUCAAGUGAAUAUGGUUUAAAGCAUUUGUCAAUGGGAGAAGCUUUGCGUUAUAUAUUAAAUGAUCAACCAAAUACAGAGCUGGCACUUAUGUUAAAUUGGCAUCUUCAUAAAGGAAUGACAGCACCGGAUGAACUGGCUGUUCAAGCCUUGGAAAUAGCUCUGAUGGGAAGUGUAUGUAAUACAGUAGGUGUUGUCAUUGAUGGAUACCCUGUAACUAAAUAUCAAAUGAGUCUCUUGGAAGCUAGGGCAAUCAUUCCCAUGAUCAUCUUUGAGUUGGAUGUGCCUUCUAAGGAGAUUUUCAAAAGAUUGCUCCUCGAAAAAAAAAAGGAACAAAGUUUGCCUUAUCCAUUGCACAACAGCACGCAGAUUAUAGCCAUCAAAAAUGCAAAGCAUCACAAAAAUAUUGUUGAGAUUAGGAAAUAUUAUCAAGAACAACAUCAGAACUGGUAUGUGAUUGAUGGGUUUCACAGCAAAUGGUGGGUCUGGAAUGAAGUCAUUAAGAAAAUUCAAAUGGUGAAUAAAUAUUUGCAGAUAUACCUGGAAAGAAUAAAAGCAGGAAAAGCCGCCUGCAUUGACAGGUUAUGCAUCACGCCUCAAGAACUGAUUUCUCGCCUGGGUGAAUUUGAACAGUUCUGCCCUGUCAGCCUGGCAGAAUCACAUGAAUUAGUUGAUUGCUCUGUAACUGAGUCCUUGGAAUUUGCAGCAGAGUUCAGAGGGCACUAUUAUAAAAUGAGUUCUCGGGAAAAACUAAACAAAUUUUUGGAGAACCCAGAAUUGUAUGUGCCUCCAUUAGCACCUCACGCGCUCCCAUCGGCCGACAUGAUCCCCAAGAGGCUGACGCUGUCAGAGCUGAAGAGCCGAUUUCCCAAGUGCGCUGAGCUCCAGGGCUACUGUCCAGUAACCUAUGAGGAUGGGAGACAAAGAUAUGAAGCCCUGGUACCUGGUGACAUUAACUAUGCUUUAGAAUAUCGUGAUCGUAUAUAUAUUUGUGAGAGCAGAGAAAAACUCCAGAAAUUUUUGCGGUCGCCACUGAAGUACUGGAAUCAGAAGCUUCCAAACAAACUUCCACCGUUAAAGGAACCGAUACAUCUUACUAGCCUUCCUUUGCCAGGAUAUCUGGAACAGGGUAUCGCAACAUCUCUAAUCAAGGCAAUGAAUUCAGCAGGAUGCUUAAAGCCCAAAUUCCCCUUCUUGAGUAUAAAGAGAUCUGCGCUGCUCUAUAUAGCAUUUCACCUAAAAGCUUUUAAUCCCAAAGGUUCUGAAUAUACAAGAAAAAAGUAUAAGAGGAAGAUGGAACAGUUUAUGGAGAGAUGUGAGCUCAUCACAUAUCUGGGUGCCAAGAUGACCAGAAAAUACAAGGAACCUCAAUUCAGAGCCAUUGACUUUGAUCAUAAAUUACAGACUUUUCUCUCUCUGAGAAAUACAGACCCAGUGAAUGGGUAAUUUGCUCGGGUAACCGCAACCAGGAUCUCAAGAGUUAUCUGAAAGGGACAGAAGGCAACAGAUUGAAAAUCUGGCCCUCCCUGAUGUACUUUUCCCUCCUGAGUGAUGUUACCACGGCUGCCAGACCUCAAAUGGACUCAAAGCUCUGCCAGCCAGGAAGGAGUGCUCAUCUGUAAGCAUAAGUUUUAAUAAGAUUUUAAAGUUUAUCGCUCUUUGCCUCAACUUUGAGGCUUUCACAAAAUAGCUAUUCUAUUUAGAAUUCCCUUUAGAAUAUUUAGGUAACUUAUUUUACUUAAUAAAUCUGUUAUUCAUUUUCCUUUCUGAUAUUUUCAGUAGAAAAGUCAGUCUCUCUUACAGAAAAUUGCUCAGGAAAUGUUAGAAAGCUUCAAGAAACAAAAUUCACAUUGGUAUAAAUAAAAGGGAAAUAUUGGUUACAUUUUGAACAUAAGGAGAUGUUUGUAAACUUCAUGAACAUAAGACACUUUG
Equus quagga is the source of this 6315-nucleotide messenger RNA. RefSeq names its product adenylate kinase 9 (gene AK9). Gene Ontology annotation, cellular component: mitochondrion; cytoplasm. NCBI's taxonomy places the organism in Eukaryota, Metazoa, Chordata, Mammalia, Perissodactyla, Equidae. The transcript is spliced from 41 exons. The coding region runs from base 76 to 5829 and encodes 1917 amino acids. Gene Ontology annotation, biological process: AMP phosphorylation. The record is from RefSeq and is a predicted model, not a curated record. Gene Ontology annotation, molecular function: ATP binding; AMP kinase activity; nucleoside diphosphate kinase activity.